AUGGAGCCGGGCAAGGAGCCCCGGACGGCCUCGGCGGAGAAGCCCGGCGAGCCCGAGCCGCCGGUGUCCUUCCAGGCCCGGCUGUGGAAGAACCUGCAGCUGGGGGGCAAGGGCCGGAGCGGCGGCGGGCGGGCGGCAGCCGAGCGCCGCAGUGCGGAGCCCCCCGCCCCGCCGCCAGCCGCCAGCGGCAAGGGGGACCCGCCGGCCGGCGCCAAGUGGAGCGGCUUCAAGCGGCGGAAGCAAGCGCUGGACCGCGUCUUCUCGUCCUCGCAGCCCAACCUCUGCUGCUCGGCCGCCGAGCCGCUGGAGUCGGGCGGCGAGUCCGGCUCCGCCCUGCGCCGCCUGCGAGAGCACCUGCUGCCCCAGGGCAAGGGGCCGCCGCCCGGCCGCCACGACCCCGCCACCGGCGAUGAGGGGCCCAAGGGCGCCAAGGACGGGCGCCGGCCCGGGGCGCACCUGUCCCACCAGAAGAGCUCGUCGCUGCCCAGCGCCGCCUGCCUGGAGCAGCUGCUGCAAGGCUCGCCCACCGCCGGCCGGCGGAAGGAGCAGCGGGCGGAGGAGAGCGAGGGCGGCGCGAGAAAAAAUUUGACUGGAACGAGUAAUGCAGAUUUUCCCUCUGAGGAUCCCGGAAUGUACCAGUUGGAUGUUACUCUAAGAAAAGGACAGAAUCUAGCAGCCCGGGACCGUGGAGGAACUAGUGAUCCAUACGUCAAGUUCAAACUUGGAGGAAAAGAAGUGUUUAGAAGUAAAACAAUACACAAGAACCUCAACCCUGUGUGGGAAGAAAAAGCUUUAAUUCUUAUAGACAGCCUAAGAGAACCAUUGUAUAUAAAGGUUUUUGACUAUGACUUUGGACUUCAGGAUGACUUUAUUGGCUCAGCAUUUUUGGAUCUCACUUCAUUGGAAUUAAACAGGUCAACACAUGUCACUUUGAGUCUGAAAGAUCCUCAUUACCCUGACCAUGAUUUGGGAAGUAUAUUAUUGUCAGUUCUGUUGGCUCCUAGAGAAGAACAACGAGAAGCGACAAUGCUAAUGAGGAAGAGUUGGAAAAGAUCAAGUAAAUUUCAGACCCAGAGCUUACGUCUCUCAGACCUGCACAGAAAAUCUCAGCUAUGGAGAGGAAUAGUUAGUGUUACCUUAAUAGAAGGUCGUGAACUUAAGGCAAUGGAUGCAAAUGGACUAAGUGAUCCUUAUGUGAAGUUCCGGUUGGGGCAUCAGAAGUACAAGAGCAAGAUAGUGCCAAAAACUUUGAAUCCUCAGUGGAGGGAGCAGUUUGACUUUCAUCUCUAUGAAGAACAAGGUGGAAUUAUUGAUAUUACCGUGUGGGACAAAGAUGCUGGCAAAAAGGAUGAUUUUAUUGGCAGGUGCCAGAUUGACCUGUCUACCCUGAGUAAAGAACAAACCCACAAGUUGGAGGUGCCACUUGAGGAGGGAGAGGGACGUCUGGUGUUGCUGGUCACUCUUACUGCCUCAGCUGCAGUGACUAUCUCUGACCUCUCUGUCAACUCUCUGGAGGACCAGAAGGAGCGAGCGGAGAUACUGAAGAGAUAUAGUCCAAUGGCGAUGUUCGGUGACAUGAAGGAUGUGGGAUUUCUUCAGGUGAAGGUCAUCAGGGCAGAAGCAUUGAUGGCAGCUGAUGUCAUAGGUAAAAGUGACCCAUUUUGUGUAGUUGAAUUGAACAAUGACAGACUGCUGACACAUACUGUCUACAAGAACCUCAAUCCGGAGUGGAACAAAAUCUUCACAUUCAAUAUUAAAGACAUCCAUUCGGUGCUUGAAGUGACAGUUUACGACGAAGACCGCGAUCGGAGCGCUGACUUUCUAGGCAAAGUUGCUAUACCAUUGCUGUCUAUUCAAAAUGGUGAACAGAAAGCCUACGUCUUGAAAAACAAGCAGCUGACAGGGCCAACAAAGGGGGUCAUCUAUCUUGAAAUAGAUGUGAUUUUUAAUGCUGUGAAAGCCAGCAUACGAACCUUAAUGCCCAAAGAACAGAAGUACAUUGAAGAGGAAAACAGACUGUCUAAACAGCUACUGUCAAGAAACUUUAGACGGAUGAAGCGUUCUAUGAUGGUGCUCUUAAAUGCCGCCUACUACAUUAGCAGUUGCUUCAACUGGGAGUCUCCCCCAAGAAGUCUUGCUGCUUUUUUGCUUUUUCUUUUUGUGGUCUGGAACUUUGAGCUCUACAUGAUACCACUGGCUUUGUUGUUGCUGCUGGCAUGGAACUACUUCUUGAUUGUAGCAGAGAAAGAUAACAGGCAACAUGAUACAGUAGUGGAGGACAUGCUAGAGGACGAGGAAGAGGAUGACAGAGAUGACAAGGAAAGUGAAAAAAAAGGAUUUAUGGAUAGAAUUUAUGCCAUUCAAGAGGUGUGUGUCACUGUCCAGAACGCUCUUGAUGAAGUGGCUUCCUUUGGAGAAAGGAUCAAAAACACAUUCAACUGGACAGUCCCAUUCCUGAGCUGGCUGGCGAUAGUUGCCCUCUCUGUGUUCACUGUCGUUCUGUAUUUCAUUCCACUGAGAUACAUUGUCCUUGUCUGGGGCAUCAAUAAAUUUACAAAGAAGCUUCGAAGUCCGUAUGCAAUUGAUAACAAUGAGCUACUUGACUUUCUAUCCAGAGUUCCUUCAGAUGUGCAACUGAUGCAAUACCAUGAACUGAAACAAGAUCCCAGUCACAGCCCGAGCAAGAGGAAGAAAAACAAUCCUGCCUAG
Messenger RNA from Colius striatus (speckled mousebird), 2709 nucleotides. It is a transcript of the gene MCTP1, whose product is annotated as multiple C2 and transmembrane domain containing 1. Gene Ontology annotation, molecular function: calcium ion binding. Bases 1 to 2709 code for a protein of 902 amino acids. The transcript has 21 exons. Lineage: Eukaryota; Metazoa; Chordata; Aves; Coliiformes; Coliidae. Gene Ontology annotation, biological process: regulation of neurotransmitter secretion. The record is from RefSeq and is a predicted model, not a curated record. Gene Ontology annotation, cellular component: synaptic vesicle membrane.